AUGGAGAAGAAGAAAGCUGUGAAGUACUUCUUGGUCGAUGCUUUCACUGAUUCGGCUUUCAAAGGUAAUCCUGCGGCGGUUUGUUUUCUUGACAACGACAACGAGAGAGACAACAAGUGGCUUCAGUCUGUAGCCGCCGAAUUCAACGUCACCGAAACUUGCUUUCUUGUUCCAAUCACUGGUUUCAAAGCUCGCUUCGGUCUCCGGUGGUUUACUCCACUGGUUGAGGUGGAUCUUUGUGGUCAUGCAACUUUAGCAUCAGCUCAUUGUCUCUUCUCAAAUGAUUUGGUUGAUUCAGAUAAGGUUGAGUUUGUCACAAGAUCAGGGAUUCUUAUAGCGAAGCGGGUUUCGGAUACUUUAGAGCUCAACGAUGGUGGAGUAGUGAAAGGAGGAGCUUUCUUGAUCGAGUUGGAUUUCCCUGUGAUUCAAACUUGUGAUGCAAAUCUCAAUGAUGAAUCUUUCUCACUGAUCACAAAGGCCUUGAACGGAGCUACUAUUGUCGAUGUUAAAGCUACCACGAACAACAACAUCAUCGUUGAGCUUUCAUCUAUGGAAUCUGUCGCUGAAUUGCAACCAAGAAUGGAUGAUAUAUUGAAAUGCCCCUGCAACGGAAUAAUUGUGACAGCUUCUGGUUCUGCAGGAUGUGCCCAUGAUUUCUACAGUCGAUACUUCGCCCCUAAAUUUGGAGUCAAUGAGGACCCUGUUUGUGGAAGUGCACAUUGUGCAUUAGCACAUUAUUGGAGCCUCAAGAUGGACAAAUGUGAUUUCUUAGCCUACCAAGCUUCGCGUAGAAGUGGAACAAUUAGGAUUCAUCUAGACAAGGAGAAGCAGAGGGUUCUCCUUAGAGGCAAAGCCGUGACUGUAAUGGAAGGCCAUGUCUUGGUCUGA
Molecule: messenger RNA, 888 nt
Organism: Arabis nemorensis
Lineage: Eukaryota; Viridiplantae; Streptophyta; Magnoliopsida; Brassicales; Brassicaceae
Source: the annotation of a GenBank genome assembly